GAUCAGCUGAUUUCAACGCUGCCAUUUUGUCCGCGGUAGUAGGCAGGCAGCAAGUGGAGCCAAGCCCCUACAUAUUCAAGAAGACUUGAAUAAUACAAAAGACGACGAUAUGAGUUGGAUGUCAAGGCUCAGUGGUUUCUGAGUUUUUGUUUGUUUGUUGUUGUUGCCAAUUUCAUGGAUAUAUCGGACCAAAUACGUUAAAUUCAGGUGUUCCUCUCCGAGACUCGGAGGAAGCAGGGUUAAGACAGGACGUACACUAGGUAGCUAGCUGGUGUGGUGUUAGCAGGAAGGCUAGCCAACUGGCUGCUGUCUUGUAUCCGUCUACAUCUAGCCUGAAGCUCAAGACAAGUUGGGAAGUUUGACAGUUUCACUUUGCCCAUUUUCGUUCGUUAUAUUUCGCUCGAAACCAAGGGACUCGUCUGUUCGAGGUAGCCUAAACACACAAAACGUCAGUGGAAGUUGAAUCUGAAGAAGGAUUUAAUUGUAGUGAACGUUUUGUUAGUAACUGUUAGUUAGCUUGGCUAAACUGUGAUCAUAAUUCAGGGCGCAUAGUUAUCUCGCCAGUGGGCUCUGGUCUUGUUAAUUGACCGUAGGUAUCCAGCUACCUAGCGAUGUUUAUAUGUAGCCAGCAAGCUGACAUUUCUGUUUACAAAUUGCAUAGUGGGACACAUUCCUGGUUCGAAUGCAGAAACGGAAAUAUUAGCUAACACAAACUAGUUUACUUGUUAUAUGUCAACGUUUUUUUUUUUACUAUACAGAAUACCUUGUUAAUGAUAGCUAACGUUAAUUAGCUAGAUAAUUGUUAACUAAUUUGCUUAUUCAAGACAUUAUAACAUAUUGUUUGUCCGGAUUUUUAGCCAGCCAGUUGGCAGCUGAACCACCAGGUUUGAUGUUGCAACAAAUACCUAAAAUUAGUCUGACAUUUUUCAACGAUACUGGCCUAGGACGUCAUACCACCUUUUUUUUUUUUAACGGAACCGAUUGACGUGGCCUGAAACCUCCACACUCUUGCCAUCACUGGUGUUACGCACGUCAGCUAAUAUCCAAUCGUUGGACAUUGUGUGUGUUUAUCAUCUAAAUAAUCGUUGUGAGUUUUGUAGCGAAACAGUGAAACACAAUGUCAGGACAGUCUAUAACGGAUCGCUUCGCAGCGGCACAGCACAGCAUGACCGGGUCUUCUAUCGGUAAAGCCGUGUGCAAGGCCACGACGCACGAAGUCAGCGGCCCCAAGAAGAAACACCUUGAUUACCUGAUCCACUGCACCAGUGAGAUGAACGUGUCGGUCCCCCAGCUGGCUGACACACUAUUUGAGAGGACAGCCAAUAGCAGCUGGGUGGUGGUCUUCAAAGCUCUGAUCGCUACACACCACCUUAUGAUGUAUGGCAAUGAGCGUCUUAUCCAGUAUCUGGCUUCUAGAAACACCCUGUUCAACUUGAACAACUUCUUGGACAAAGGUGCUCUGCAAGGUUAUGACAUGUCUACGUUCAUCCGUCGGUACAGCCGCUAUCUGAAUGAGAAGGCCAUGUCUUACAGACUGGUGGCUGUGGACUUUACCAAGAUGAAGAGAGGGAUUGACGGUGUGAUGCGCACCAUGAGCACAGAGAAGCUCAUCAAGACCUUGCCGAUUAUCCAGAACCAACUAGACACACUGUUAGACUUCCAGGCCAACCCUAAUGAGUUAACUAACGGAGUCAUCAAUGCAGCCUUCAUGCUGCUGUUUAAAGACUCCAUCCGUCUGUUUGCUGCCUACAACGAGGGUGUCAUCAACCUACUGGAGAAGUAUUUUGAUCUGAAGAAGGGUCAGUGUAAAGAGGCGUUGGACAUCUAUAAGAAGUUCCUGUACAGGAUGACCAAGCUGUCUGAGUUUCUCAAAGUAGCGGAGCAAGUUGGAAUAGAUCAGGGUGAUAUCCCCGAUCUCUCACAGGCAGUUAAAGGAUCAUGCAUUGUAGGUGGUGGGUUACUUACUGUAAUGCUUUUCCCCGAGCAUCUCCCCUCCCUAGAAAUACCAGCACUACUUCAGCUGAAGAGUGAAGUCAAUGGCCUUCGUCAUGGUGGCUGCUGUAACAGGAAGUUGUUGACUUUACCUUAUGAAAUGUGUCCUCCGUAUUUAACCUCUCUGAAUCAGAGACUAUCGCUGCUACCAGUGGUAUAUACACUAUCUAAAUCUCUGGUUCCUCUUUUCUCUCUCGCUCACCCUCUUCACGUUUAUACUGUAUAUAAAAGCUGUCCUCUCURCCUGUUCUCCCACUAUAGAGCGUCCACUCUGUCCAGUGCGGUGACGUCUCUGUCCAGUACAGGCAUGUCCUUCAGCCGCAUGGACGAGAAGGAGAGACUGCAGGCCUUAGAAGAGGAGCAGGCCAGACUGCAGGCCCUCAAGGACCAGCGUCUGAAGGAGGUCAGUGUGUCCAUCUCUCCCUCUGCUUCCCCCAGUACACAGUCGAUGGGCAGUGUCAACCACAACACCAACCAGGCCAUGGAGCUAUUCAACACACCAUCCACCAAUAGCAUGCCCAACCUCACUAGUGAUCUGUUUGACCUGCAGCCAGCCUUCAUCCCUGCUGUCCAGAGCACUCCUUCCAUCUCUACAGCCCCCAGUGCCUGGGGAGGUGCUGCUGUGCAAGCCCAGUCCUCCAUAAGUGUAGAUUUUGAUGCUGUUUUUGGGGGCGGGGCUAGAGGAAUAGCCAAUAACGGCGUGCAGCCAGCCGCUGAUGGGUUUGAUGCUCUUGGGGACCUGCUGAAGCCCACAGUGUCCAACCAUAACCAGGCUCCCCCCAUGGCCCUCCACCACCCCCACCCAAGUCACCCCCAUCCAGGGUACCACCCAGGGGGCAAGCUGCUGGCCAACGACCUGGACUCCUCCCUCGCCAACCUCGUUGGCAAUCUGCAGUUCGGAGGAGCCCCAGCCAAGAAGUAAGUGUGUGUGUGUGUGUGUGUGUGUGUGUGUAGAGCCAGACUACUGCAUCGUUUUCCCUAGACAAUAGAGGGCUAUGGCGGUCUGCCAUCCUACAGUACUCCAGUCCCAGGCAGGCAGUGCUGAUAACACACAAUAGACUGCUUCUCGACAUAAAACACACUACUAAAAUCAGUGAUAGUCUGGGCCUCCUGAGUGGCGCAAGGCGCUGCAUCGCGGUGCUUGAACCUUCACUACAGCCCCGGGUUCGAUCCCAGGCUGUGUCACAGCCGGACGUGACCGGGAGACCCAUGAGGCG
Molecule: messenger RNA, 3209 nt
Organism: Salvelinus sp. IW2-2015
Lineage: Eukaryota; Metazoa; Chordata; Actinopteri; Salmoniformes; Salmonidae
Product: phosphatidylinositol-binding clathrin assembly protein
Biological process (GO): clathrin coat assembly; clathrin-dependent endocytosis; synaptic vesicle budding from presynaptic endocytic zone membrane
Cellular component (GO): extrinsic component of presynaptic endocytic zone membrane; synaptic vesicle; clathrin-coated vesicle
Molecular function (GO): SNARE binding; 1-phosphatidylinositol binding; clathrin heavy chain binding
Source: RefSeq, a predicted model, not a curated record